This is a messenger RNA of Phyllopteryx taeniolatus (common seadragon), 2734 nucleotides long. RefSeq names its product procollagen-lysine, 2-oxoglutarate 5-dioxygenase 3 (gene plod3). Bases 66 to 2294 code for a protein of 742 amino acids. The transcript is spliced from 19 exons. Gene Ontology annotation, molecular function: iron ion binding; procollagen glucosyltransferase activity; procollagen-lysine 5-dioxygenase activity. Gene Ontology annotation, biological process: peptidyl-lysine hydroxylation. The record is from RefSeq and is a predicted model, not a curated record. Lineage: Eukaryota; Metazoa; Chordata; Actinopteri; Syngnathiformes; Syngnathidae. Gene Ontology annotation, cellular component: endoplasmic reticulum.
AUUCCGCUGGGCUUCCGUCGGAGCUGUGAAAGACAGACGAGAGGAGCGAAGAGGAGUGUUCUGCGAUGGAAAGGAAGCGUUUCCAUCGACAAGUGGCCGCCGCCAUGUCUUCUUGGCUCCUCGGCUUGCUAACACUCGGGGUUGCGCUUCACGCUCAACCGCGGAGCCUCUCGCCAGAGAAUCUUCUGGUCGUCACGGCCGCAACGGAGGAGACCGACGGCUUUUUGCGCUUCAUGAGGACUGCCAGAGAGUUCAACUAUACUGUGAAGGUUCUAGGCCUGGGGGAGGAGUGGAAAGGGGGCGACGUCGCACGUACGGUGGGCGGCGGGCAGAAGGUGCGCUGGCUGAAGAAGGAGCUGCUCAAACACUCGCAGCAGGAGGACUUGGUGGUCUUGUUUGUGGACAGCUACGACGUGGUGUUCGCGUCAGGUCCCGAGGAAAUCCUGUACAAGUUCUCGCGCCUGGGCCACCGCGUGGUGUUCUCCGCAGAGGGCUUCUGCUGGCCCGACCAGAGGCUGGCCCCCAAGUACCCCGCCGUGCACUCCGGGAAACGCUACCUCAACUCGGGAGGGUUCAUGGGCUUCGCACCGGAUGUUAACACCAUGGUCCAGCAGUGGAAGUUGAAAGACUACGACGAUGACCAGCUCUUCUACACCAAAAUCUACUUGGACCGCACGCAGCGGACGAAAUUGAACAUGACAUUGGACCACCGCUCCAGAAUCUUCCAGAAUCUCAACGGCGCCGUUGAUGAAGUCGUCCUCAAGUUCGAAAGGGCCAAGGUCCGCGUGAGGAACGUGGCCUACGACACGCUUCCUGUUGUCAUACACGGCAACGGGCCCACCAAGCUGCAACUCAACUAUUUAGCCAACUACGUCCCGACGGCGUGGACGUACGAGGAGGGCUGCGGCAACUGCGAUGACGACCUGCUCUUCUUCGACGAAAUAGAUGAGCAGGACAUGCCGCUGGUACACGUGGCCGUGUUCAUCCACCACGCCACGCCCUUCAUGGGGGACUUCCUGGAGCGGCUGACCACGCUCAACUACCCUCUGACGCGCCUCCACCUCUUUAUCCACAACAACGUGGUGUACCACGAGCGCCACAUCCACGAGUUCUGGCAGCGGCACCGCGCUCUCUUCCCCGACGCCGUUCUGGUCGGACCCGAGGAGAACCUGCCGGAGGAUCGGGCGCGCAAGAUGGCCGUGGAGGCGUGUCGGAAGGAUUCCCGUUGCGAUUACUACUUCAGUAUCGACUCGGAUGUUGUCUUGACCAACCCCGACACCCUGAGGAUCCUCAUUGAGGAAAACAAGUCCGUCAUCGCGCCCAUGCUCUCCAAACCCGGAAAGCUGUGGAGCAACUUUUGGGGUGCCCUGAGCGCCGAAGGAUACUACUCCAGAUCAGAAGACUACAUCGAGAUCGUUCAAGGGAAGAGGAUCGGUCUGUGGAACGUUCCGUACAUGUCCCAGGCCUACCUGAUCAAAGGCAGCGUGCUGCGCUCCAAACUGUCCAAGGUCAACCUGUACGAGGACCCCAACUUGGACCCGGACAUGGCGUUCUGUCGCAGGGUCCGAGAGCAGGGAGUGUUCAUGUUCGUGUCCAACCGCUACGACUUUGGCCGUCUGGUGUCGUCCAACAACUUCAACACGUCCAGGCUGCACCCGGACAUGUGGCAGAUCUUUGACAAUCCUCUGGACUGGAGGGCCAAGUACAUCCAUGAGAACUACUCCAAGAUCUUUGAAGACCCGAAGAGCUUCGUGGAGCAGCCGUGUCCGGACGUGUACUGGUUCCCGGCAUUCACGGAAAAGAUGUGCGACGACCUGGUGGAGACCACGGAGGACUACGGCGAAUGGUCCGGCGGCAAGCACAAGGACGAGCGUUUGGCCGGCGGCUACGAAAACGUUCCCACUGUGGACAUCCACAUGAACCAGAUUGGAUUUGAGAAGGAGUGGCUCAAGUUUCUCAAAGAAUACAUUGCCCCCAUCACGGAAAAACUCUACCCCGGAUACUCGCCUAAGGCUCAGGCGAUCAUGAAUUUCGUGGUGCGCUACCGUCCCGACGAGCAGCCGUCAUUGCGGCCGCAUCACGACUCGUCCACGUUCACCAUCAACAUUGCCCUCAACAGCAAGAACGUAGACUACCAGGGCGGAGGUUGCCGGUUCCUGCGUUACGACUGCAACGUGGAGUCGCCCAGGAAGGGCUGGUCCUUCAUGCACCCCGGCCGCCUAACUCACUACCACGAGGGUCUUCCCACCACCAGCGGAACCAGGUACAUCAUGGUGUCCUUUGUGGACCCCUAGACCUGUGAAAGGACAGAUACUUGUCUAUUUUUUUUUAUGGGAUCCUUUUGUCACAGUGGUGCCUUUUUCUAGAAACUCCAACACACUGUGUGUGUGCAUGUGACUUUAUAAGACAUUUUUGAGAGAGAGUAAAAAAGAUUUUAGUGUUGAAUUUCCUUUUUACUUUGGUCAUGUAAGCGGGGCUUUUCCGUGGAAUAUUUAUAUUUGAAAAAAGGAUCCACCGCCAUGCUUGGCUUUGUAUAAACUGCUUUAAAUUAUUUAAAAGCAAAUGAAUAAACUUUUAAAAAUCUUUAGGCAAAAGAAAAUACUCCAAGCUCUUGUGAUUUUAUUCCAAUUGUCUUGGAUCCAGAGCACCACUGACUGGUGAGAAUGUGAGCCGUGUUGUUGUAACAGUGUGAAGAAAAGUGCUAUACAAAUAAAGUAUAGACUUAAAAUGACAA